Nezara viridula (southern green stink bug) is the source of this 726-nucleotide messenger RNA. Lineage: Eukaryota; Metazoa; Arthropoda; Insecta; Hemiptera; Pentatomidae. The record is from the annotation of a GenBank genome assembly.
AUGACUGGGUUACGCAUCAAACCUGUUGAUGACUUCAAACAGAUGGUUCCAGAGCGCAGAGAAUCCUCGAAUCGUGAGAACUUCUUUCCGGGAGCUGGAACUGGAAUGAACGAACUGCAGAAUCCACCGCAGCCCGAUACAAAUUGUCUUUGUUGGAUUUGCAAUCAUCAGCAGCAAAAUGAUCAAUGUUCAUCAGAUGUCUCCCAGCAGCCCAAAAUUCAUGCAGCAGGUAAUAUGGAAGAAGAUAUGACGAAUGCUGUUGUCGGUACAAGAAAUACACGAGAAACAGAAAACCAUAAUGAAUCCUCGAGUAGAACGCGUGGGAUCCUUAACAAAAUUAGGCUUAAUGGAUCUUUGGCAAGGCCAUCUAGUUCUCAGGAAACAUUUCGAAGUAAUUGUAAUGAAAAAUUGGUGGUUAAGGAGAAUUCUUUUAAAUUACAUCAAUAUCCAAGAAGAAACAUUUACAACUUAUUAUGUCCUGAUUGCGAUAGAGCUAGAGAGUCCAGACCGUAUCAAAAAUUGGAUCUGGUGUCGCAGAUGACUGGGUUACGCAACAAACCUGUAGAUGACUUCAAACAAAUGGUGCCAGAGCGCAGAGAAUCCUCGAAUCGUGAGAACUUCUUUCCGGGAGCUGGAACUGGAAUGAACGAACUGCAGAAUCCAACGCAGCGUCGUAAUGGUCAUUUAUUUGAAUGGUUUGAAUAUCUAAGUUACACCAUGUUAUAA